Orussus abietinus is the source of this 4818-nucleotide messenger RNA. RefSeq names its product aftiphilin (gene Afti). Gene Ontology annotation, cellular component: trans-Golgi network membrane; AP-1 adaptor complex. Lineage: Eukaryota; Metazoa; Arthropoda; Insecta; Hymenoptera; Orussidae. The record is from RefSeq and is a predicted model, not a curated record. Gene Ontology annotation, biological process: intracellular transport. The coding region runs from base 444 to 3527 and encodes 1027 amino acids. Gene Ontology annotation, molecular function: clathrin binding. The transcript is spliced from 9 exons.
GCGUUGGCAGCUGCGCGCGAGUCAUUCUUGGAGAGUAGGUGAUGUUCCCAAUGUCUCAUGAUCUCAGUCAAAUAAUACGACGUACAGUUAAAGACUCCUAUCAGUCUUUAUUGUCCCGCGAUUGUCGGCGAUAGUUCUGAACUACAAAGGGUUCUCAUCAUUGAAAUCAAAAGAAUGGCAGAUUGGAAAUAAAGUCGGUCAGGAAGGAUCAACGAAAACUGCCGCCGUCACGAGAAACAAAAGGUUAGGUUGAGCGACCUUUGUAUAUAACAAAGCAACCUUAUUCGAAAACGGCAUGUAGCGAAAGUUAACCUAGACACGGCCGAACAAACAUAUCGAAAGACCUUGCAAUGUUGGAAGUCUGUUGAUUACGUAGAUAAAUUUAUCACGCUAACAUAUGAACGAGAUAACUCAUGAUUUACAUCUCAGGAAAUAGUUGAGCCAUGGCUUUCCCACCUUUGGUUAGUUCAACGCCACCACCUCUUGAUAUUUUUGAGGAAUCUGAUGACGAUGAGUUUGGGGACUUUACAACUGGUGGAAUUGAUGGAUCGUCCGUAGCAUCUGAUUCCCCUGAAAAGCUUGUCACUCCUGUCAGGACUCCAUUUUCUUCUCAUGCUGCUUCACCUAAAGUAAAUGGAAUUACUGGAUACUCUCUGCAUUUAGAUACUUCCAGCAAAGAAGAAAGCACUUUAACGCCUUCAUUUACUGAUGAUGUUUUGAUUGUGGAAAAGUCAAAUGACACAGUGAGCCGUAUAAAAUUAGAUAAUAGGUCUAACAGCAGUAGCAUAAACAAUGAUAUGCAGCUAGAUUUUGUAAAAGAUAGCGAAUUAAGUGAAUCUGAGAAUGACAGAGUGGAAAAUGUUAAGAAAGAAACCAAUAGUUCCAAUCACAUUUCUAUUCAUCAAGACUUAGAUGCAGCGAGUUUCAUUAACACCAAUGUAGUUAGUAGUAACGAUAGUAGCUUAGCAGGUAGCAUAAAAUCCAGGAGCGAACGUGAAGAUUCCUUGAAUAAUUUAGAGAUGAAUGAUGAACCAGAGCCACUUAGCUUGGUUUUGGAUGAUCCUUCAGAUGUACCAGAUGUACAGCGAAAUCUUGAUGAUGAUUUCUAUGACUAUACGCAUUUUGAAGAUACAGUGGGGAUUAUUAGUGUACACAACGAUGAUCCACGUCUUGACAAUGAUAACUAUAUGCAAAAAAAAAGCGAACUUUCAUAUAAUUUGAAUGAGACAAAAAUUAAUUGUGAUUUAAAAGAUUAUGAAAUGACACAGUACAAUAAUGUCUCCACAGAAAAUGAUUGUAGUAAAAGUGAAAAAGAAUAUCAAGAUGAAACGGGACAAAAUGUUUCAAAUUUCAUCAUGUCAAAGUCAGACGAUGGAAAUAAACACACUUUUAUGCCUAAUUUUCAAUUCGAUCUAAAUUUGGAUACUGUAUGCACUAAUGAAUUAACACAAAGCAAGAAUGAAGAAGAACCAUCUGUUAUAAACACAAAUAAUUUCACUGACUCUGGUAUAAAGUUUGACACAAUUAUGGAGCAAAAAUCAAAGUCAGAAUGUACAUAUGUAAAUAGUAUUUCAAAGGAUGUGGAUAUUAGAAGUAGUUCUGAUGGAUCAGACAACUUUAGUUACUUUGAAGAUAUAAAGGAUAAGGCGACUGCCAAUUUAGUACAAUCGUCUGUAGCAUCCUCAUGUUUAAAAGACAACAAAAGUGAAGAGUUCAGUGGUGCCUCUAACAGUAAAGUUUCUGAAUUUGCAGAAUUUACGACUAAUAUUAUUCUACCUACAAAUGCCAAAUUAGAUGAGAUCAGUAUCAAUGAUACAAUCUCUACAAUAAAUCAUAAUGCUUUGAACAGCCAAAUCUGUAAUGAUCAUUUUGAUAUUUGGGAACAUGAAGAAAAUGCUUCAAACUCUAACAGAACAGGUAGUAACAUUUUGCAAAUCAAAAGUGAAGUUAUCGCACCAGAAACCUAUUCAUCCUUCAUUGAAAACACACUGCCACCAGAUGGUUCUCCUUUUCUAAUAAAAAAGGAUGAAUUUGCUGAUUUCACAAGUUUUCCAUUUUGUAAUGAAAUAACAAACGAGCGGUAUAUGGUAGUAAAGACUGCAGAAAAUAUUAAUCAUUUGAAGCACGUAGAUAAGCAAAGCGAGCAGGAUGAUCAGUUGGAAGUUCAAUUUAAGAGCGCCGUGCAACAAGAUGACGAGUUUGGAGACUUUGCAGAUUUUUCAAGUGAGUCAGCUGGUCUGGCUGUGGAAUGGGCUCCAGAUAUGGAAGAACCUGAGUUAACUGUUGAAUUUAGAGAUAACGUUGAAGGAGAUGAUGAUUUUGGUGAUUUUGGUGAUUUUGCGUCUUCAGUUGCUGUAUUAGAAAGACCUCAAAUUAGUUUGAGAGAAUCGAUAAGUCGAAUAGAAAAUAAGAAUGCUGCUAAUAAGAUAGAGGAUAUUAUAACAAAUAUGUUUCCCUCAGUUCCUGAAGUUAUAGAAGCAUAUUUAAAACUCUUAAUAGUUGAAUCAGAUAAGGUUUGGGAUAGUUUGAAAAGUGUUGAGGAAACCAAUGCUCUGACUUACCAAUGGGCAAAUAGUUCCAGUAAUAAUGUGCUCCUUAGUGCACUUGGGAUUGAUUCUCGUAAUAUCUUAUUUGGACCAAGAUGGAACCCUAACAUUCCACGGUUUGCAGCAAAUCUUGGUUUUUCACCUUUAGAACCUGUUAAAGCCUCUACUACAACUGAACUACAACCUUCAACUUCGUCCUCCACUUCAACAAAGCAGCAAAAUUCUUCAUCUUCAGAGGAGGUACCAGCAGCACAAUUUGAUUGGAAUAGCUCAGGUCUGGUGAAUCCUUUGGACUCCAGUGGUGGGCUCUCCGCUCUUCUACCAUUGGAUUUAUUGUGUCCAUUUGAUCCUCUACUAACACCUCACUGCUCCACACAUUCCGAUUCCUACCAUCAUCACGCUGCUUGUUCAAGGAGCUCCAUAUAUUACUAUGCAAUCGAUGCAGUUUCCUCGCAGGACCACAGUUCUCAACAUUCAAAAGUACAUCGUUCUGCGGAGUCUUUACGUACUAGUCCGACUGAAUCGCAGAAACAACACCCUUUAAAACACAUUGAACCUUUACCUGGUCCAAGUACAGUGGAGUGGAGGAAGAAAAUGGAAUCAGUUGGUGGGGCAAAAUCGAAAGUCUUAUCGCAGAAACCUCAAAAAAGUGUUCCACAACAUCAUAGCAAACCAUUCCCAUCAAGCAAUUCCUUUGGUAAACUUGAGUCUAGCAAGGCCGAAUUAGCCAAAUCUGAGGGAAUGAAGCAUGAGCAUUACAGAAAAUCUUCUCUUAAUAAAAGGGAACAUUUACAAAGUCCAGAACAUGUGAUUAUGGAUAGGUAUGGAAGACCAAUGACAGUCAGAGCGGAAACUAUAAGGGUCCUUAAGCAGCUACCCGACUUAUCUUUCUUAAGUGCGAGAACUUUGCUACACAAUCCCGAUAAAAAGCAAAUUGUUCAAGACUUGGGUGCAAUGAUAAAUCGGAAAAUGCCUGGCUGAGUAACAUCGGUCUGAAUGCGCGUUUGAAAGGGUACACAUUGCGAAAAAGAAUUGGAUAUAUCUUCUAAGGACGACGUUUCUAUCAAUAUCUGUACAUUUACAAAAAGACAAAACCGACUCCUACUACCUUUCAAACCUGUGUUCAGACCAGUCUCUGAUUCGCCACUGUUCUUCUGAUUCAAAGUGACAAUGGACGAAUGCAUUGCUUAACGGCAAUGAACGUUACAAUACUGAAGAUAUUACAAUCGCUUUAUGUGCUAAGCAAUGCACCACACAUUCCGAAAUAUAUGCAUAUUAGGGUGUAUCAAAGAAUUCAGUCCCUUCUUCGAUCACCUUGUUGAGAAUUAGUUUUUUCAACAAUUCCUUAAUACCCUGGAUUUUUCUAUUAAAAAAUAACAUACGCCUAUUUAUUUCAAUAAUUAUAUAUACAGUUUAAAGGAAGGAAAUUUUAUAUAAUGUAUCAUCUUUUUGACACGCCCUGGUACGUAUAUGUAUGUAUAAUUACUUGUGAUGUUGCAUAAUAUGAAACGCGAAUAUUUGUUUCUGUUAAGUUUUGGUAAUGUUAAGUUUAGGCAGGGCAUUUUAGAGUCUUGUAAAAUUAACAAGGCAUUAAGUACUCAAAUUUGGCCAUUUUCUAGUCUCUAUGAAUUUGCUCAGCUGAGUGAAACAUAUCGCAUAUUAUUGGUUAAUUACUUAAACGAGAUUCAUUUUUAAUUUUAAAGGUUAGUCUAACAAACUUAUAUGUAAAGCCCAAGAAUGUAGGGGAAACGAUAAAUAGUGAUAUGUGCUUAGCAAAAGGAAAAAUCAACGAUGAAAGAGUAUUUUCCAGAGUUUAAGGUAGGAAUGGAUUUCGUACAAUUCCUCACCUUUUUCUUGUCGCGUAAUAACUUGUUUCAAGAGUAUUUUAGCUUCCUGAAUAGCAAACGUUGCAAUUCAACUCAAUGAACAGUCAAGUCAUUCGCUCUUGUUCAAGAAUAAAUACUUAACAUAAAUUGAUUACUAAUGACAAGUCAAUUACUUUAGAUUGACUCGACUAUACCGGGAAUUAAUCCUUAUAACGUAAACGUUCGGUUAAGCAAUUUACGAGAUCCAAGUCAUACUUUUAAUCUGCAACUUAAAUUUCCAUACAAAGAGCAUAUGUACUUCAAUAUGACAUAAACUGUUCUUACGAUGGUUAUUAGACUAGGAUUUGUCGGAUGCGAUCGUUAUGUUCAUUAUUUAUUAACAAUAAUGUAAUAUAUUUUAUGUAAAAUAUUGUGGAUAUUAAUAGAUAAAUAAUGUUCAACGAGAA